AUGGGGGCUAAAGUGUCCAGAACCGAUUUUGAAUGGGUUCAUACAGAGGAGCCGCACGCAACUCGCCGAAAGAUCAUCCUAGAGAAAUAUCCAGAAAUCAAGAAACUCUACGGUUUCGACCCAAUGUUCAAAUGGGUAGUGGCAGGCAUGGUGUUGGCACAAUUCGCCGUCUUACCAUUCAUACAGAAUCUGAGUUGGCCAGUGGUGUUGGUUCUAGCGUACUGUUACGGAGGCGUUAUAAAUCAUUCGCUUAUGUUAGCGAUACACGAAAUAGCUCACAACCUAGCGUUCGGUCACAAUCGGCCGUUGCACAACAGAUUGUUUGGUUUUUUCGCAAACUUACCGAUCGGUAUACCGAUAUCUAUAAGCUUCAGAAAGUACCACUUGGAACACCAUAGAUACCAAGGAGAUGAAGUAAUAGAUGUCGAUCUUCCGACUUUAGUGGAGGCGAAAUUAUUUUGUACAACAGGGGGUAAACUACUGUGGAUAAUUUUACAGCCAUUUUUCUAUACUCUACGACCGCUAGUGGUCAGGCCGAAACCCCCGACACCUUUAGAGGCGAUAAAUCUCAUAAUACAAUUGAUCUUCGAUGCCAUCGUUGUCAAGCUUUUUGGUUGGAAGGUACUGGGAUACCUUGUGAUAGGCUCUUUAUUAUCAAUGGGGAUACAUCCCGUAGCAGGACAUUUCAUAUCUGAACACUAUAUGUUCCGAAAGGGUUUCGAAACCUAUUCGUAUUACGGACCCCUAAACUGGAUAACCUUCAACGUUGGUUAUCACAACGAACACCACGACUUCCCAGCGGUUCCUGGCAGGAGGUUACCUGAGGUAAAACGUAUCGCAUCAGAAUUCUACGACGAUCUUCCGCAACAUCACAGCUGGUCUUCGGUCAUAUAUGACUUUAUUAUGGACCCAGAAAUUGGGCCCUACGCGAGAAUCAAACGCAAACACUACGGUUUAGAAAGU
Molecule: messenger RNA, 963 nt
Organism: Brenthis ino (lesser marbled fritillary)
Lineage: Eukaryota; Metazoa; Arthropoda; Insecta; Lepidoptera; Nymphalidae
Source: the annotation of a GenBank genome assembly